Messenger RNA from Microsporum canis CBS 113480, 1869 nucleotides. RefSeq names its product hmg-CoA reductase. Gene Ontology annotation, cellular component: endoplasmic reticulum membrane; peroxisomal membrane. Gene Ontology annotation, biological process: ergosterol biosynthetic process; isoprenoid biosynthetic process; coenzyme A metabolic process. Bases 1 to 1869 code for a protein of 622 amino acids. The transcript has 4 exons. Lineage: Eukaryota; Fungi; Ascomycota; Eurotiomycetes; Onygenales; Arthrodermataceae. The record is from RefSeq and is a predicted model, not a curated record. Gene Ontology annotation, molecular function: protein binding; hydroxymethylglutaryl-CoA reductase (NADPH) activity.
AUGGUGAAACCUCUAGUCUUGUCGUCAGGACUGGGGCGAGCAGGAUAUAGAACCAGACUGGCCGUCCAAGCUCUGACGCUAUUGGUUCUGCUAUGGACAUUUUCAUUAUGGACACAAACCGAAGCGUUGGAGCAAGACAGAUUGGUAGAAAAGCGUGUUGAUGUAUUUCGGGAUUUAGAGUCACUGCUCCAUGCUCAUCGGGCCUCUAAUAGGAAGUUGUCAGAUCAUGACUCCAUAUAUGAGGCUCCUGAUAUAUUUCGGAGCCUGAAUGAGACUUCGGAUGCGUCAGAAAGUGCGAACAGUGUAUAUGUUUUGCUAAGCACUCACGUCUCUCGGCCUCGCCACUGGAUGCGCAAAAGCAUCGCUCGCCUCCUUUCUCUGAUAGGAGGGUCAAAUCAAGCCAUACUGGCAGCAGCCAUUUUCAUUGCUAUGACUACUGUGCAAUUUCUAUUUCCAAAGAGUGGCCAAUCCGCCAAUGGUGCUUCUCCUGGGCCUAGGUCUCCUAUGCAUUUAUCACCAAUUCUUGUUGAUAGUCGAGAUAAAAAGGUCAAUGGAGGGCCUAGGCCUGUGCUUGUUAAGAAUAAAACUCUUAAUGGGCGCCCUAAUGAUGAUGAAGUACGAGCUAUGAGUGAUGAAAAAGUUGCUGAACUCGGGUCACGGGGUACGGUGCCCCUUUACAGCCUUGAGAAACUUUUACAAGACCCAGCAAGAGCCGUGAGUGUUAGGCGAAAAGCUAUUUCCCGUCAUGAAUGUAUGUCCCUAUCAAACUUCUCCUUGGAAAAGUCCAAUCUUCCACAUGAUGGUUAUGACUAUGGAAAAGUUUUGGGUGCAUGCUGCGAAAAUGUGAUCGGGUACAUGCCUCUUCCAGUCGGUGUUGCAGGCCCAUUGAACGUGGACGGAACUCGCAUUUUUAUCCCUAUGGCUACUACAGAAGGCGCUCUUGUAGCCAGCACAAACCGGGGCUGCGCUGCUAUCAAUUCUGGUGGCGGUGUUGUCACCGCCUUACUUGCAGAUGGAAUGACCCGUGGGCCAACUGUUCGCUUCCGCAACCUUCAACGUGCUAGCGAGGCAAAGGCUUGGUUGGACUCAGAGCACGGGUACCGAUCAAUUGAGGCAGCAUUCAACUCCACUAGCAGAUUUGGGCGCUUACAGAGCGCUCGAUCAGUUAUUGUUGGAUCCGAACUAUUCAUCCGUUUCAAAUCAUUUACAGGGGAUGCAAUGGGGAUGAACAUGAUGUCAAAAGGCGUGGAAAAGGCCCUCGCGGCCAUGGCUGAGAAUGGUUUUGAGGAUAUGCACGUCACCUCGCUCUCCGGAAACUACUGCACGGAUAAGAAGUCCGCUGGAGUUAACUGGGUUGAAGGCCGUGGCAAAAGUAUCAGCGCACAAGCAACAAUACCUGGAGAAGUUGUGAGGACAGCUUUGAAGACCGAUGUAGAUACCUUGGUUGACCUCAAUAGGAGCAAGAAUCUCACAGGAAGUGCUGUCGCUGGGUCUAUUGGGGGUUUCAAUGCACAUGCUGCCAAUAUUGUUACCGCGAUAUUCAUUGCAACAGGCCAAGAUCCAGCCCAGAACGUGGCAAGCAGUAGCUGUCUGACCACAAUGACAAAGGUUGGCGAGGAUCUUCAGAUAUCUGUGUAUAUGCCCUCAAUCGAAGUUGGAACUGUUGGUGGUGGGACGAUUCUAGCGCCCCAACAGGCAAUGCUUGACUUAAUGGGUGUACGCGGCUCGAAGGAAGAGAGUCCCGGAGAGAAUGCACAGAAACUUGCUAGAAUCGUGGCAUCUGGGGUGCUUGCAGGGGAGUUGAGUCUGUGUUCCGCACUUGCGGCUGGUUCGCUGGUACGAAGCCAUAUGGCACAUAAUCGCAAAUGA